Messenger RNA from Adineta ricciae, 258 nucleotides. The record is from the annotation of a GenBank genome assembly. NCBI's taxonomy places the organism in Eukaryota, Metazoa, Rotifera, Eurotatoria, Adinetida, Adinetidae.
AUGUUACUUCAAAUAGAUCGAGUUCACGAUGAAACGGAAACAACCAUCGAUCCUGUUCGAGGUAGUCUGACUUUCUAUCACUACAAAUGUGAUGGUCACGAUGACCGAGGUUGGGGUUGUGGCUAUCGGACGCUACAAACGUUAUGUUCAUGGAAGAUAAACCAAAAUCAUUCGUUAAAUCAAAUCAAUGGAUUGGCACAUGUGAAGCAGCGAUGGUGCUUAGUCAACUUUACGAUUUCACGUGUCGAAUGGCUGUGA